Messenger RNA from Stylonychia lemnae, 753 nucleotides. The record is from the annotation of a GenBank genome assembly. NCBI's taxonomy places the organism in Eukaryota, Ciliophora, Spirotrichea, Sporadotrichida, Oxytrichidae.
AUGAAUACCAUACAAACCAAUAGAGUAGAUUUCGAUAAAUGCCCCCCAUGUCAAUGUGGUAGCAACUUGCCAGCAUAAUUUGUUUGUCGCUUUAGAGAUUCGUGUUCUGGCCUCCUUAUGUAUUGCGAGGAUGAUAGUUGUGCAGAUCAGCAUGAACAUAGAAUAUUUACCAUUGCAAGUGUGCUACAACUUUUGAAUAAGAAAGUUAGUGACUUCAAGGAAUUAGUCAAAAUUCUAAAGGGAAAACUAGUUGAUAAGUAUUAGAAGUAUGAGCCCAUAAUUAAAUUCUAUUCAGAAUGCCAAAAAAACUUAAUUGAAGAAGGGUAGAUUACAAAAGAUGGGAGGAAGCAUUUAUACUUAGACAAAAGAAUUGACUAGAUUGAUAAACUAAGCAAAGAUGUCGACGCUUACUUGGAAUCAAUAGAACUUCUCCAGCUUGAAUACAACUUGAUGGAAAUUAUGGAAUUAAUGGAAACAAAGGGAAAGGAAUACGAAUCAGAAUACGAAUAGGUUUCAACCUUAAGUGAUUUGAAUGAUAAAUUGCUUCAAGAGAUAUAUCCAGAAGCCAUUGCACUAGACUAUGAAAACGAAGAUUUAAUGAAUGAAUUUACCCAAGAUAACUGGAACACCUUUCACAAACUAAAGAACUAUUCUAUAAAGAAAGAACUAAAUUAAAAAGAUAAAAGAAUUGCUGACUUAGAGUCUAAAGUAUAAAUGAUUUUAAAUAAGCUCUCAGAACAACUUGGAUUAUGA